ACAUGUACAUAUGUCAUGUCUUUGGCUGCUGCAUUGUGUCUUGUUGUUUCAACGUAAAUUCAUUAACAUAGGCUGUUAUAAUGUAGUCUGUUACAAUAAGUACAAAAAAGGGUAUAAUCAAAAUAUAAUGCAUAAUAUUUUGUCAUUAUGUGAAGACUCACUGGUCAGUUCAGUGUAACAAUGCUCAGAACGUGCGUCUGUUUUUCCUUUAGGUUACUGUAAUAAGCUUAGUAAGUGCACACCACUGUUUCUGAACUAUCUGCAAACUGUAGUUUCCACGAUGCCAUAAUCAUCGCAUUUUUAAAACGGUGUAUUAAGUUGAACAUAGUUUUGAAGACCCUGCAUUGUUAAAUUCAGCUGUGCUCCAUCUAGAUGUUUGAAAGAUAGAUUUCGCCUUGUGUGUGUGCGCACUUCUCCAGAGUGUAGAGCGCCAUCUCUGCCCCGCACAGAAAGUCACGCUGCGCUCUGUUGGAUUUUGUUGCUGUGAUGAUUCAUGCUUCCUCCCAUUUCACUUGGAAUUUAAAACUUCAUACAGGGAAAACUGCAAUGGAACGCCACUUUAUGUUGGACUUACAACUCAUGCGGAAAUCUUCAGCUCUGAUUUCGCUGAGAUGCAGGUGUGUCGUGCAAACAUGUCGGCACUGAGGGAGAUUUACAGUCAAAGAUAAACCUUCACUUUUAUUAAAUAAUAUACAUUGAGUCAAAGUUUCUACAUUAUAUGGCAAUAAAUCCUGUUUAGCAAACGUGCAGAGACAGAUUUUCAAAACACGUUGGAUUAAACUUUCUUUUGAUUAUUUUAAAUCUGUAGAACAAAUGUUAGCAUUGCAGCAUCGUUUAUCAGUUUGGUUGCUAUGAGAAGUCUGUUGACAAUCAAGGCACCGCUGAAAAUGACAACGUAAUUAAUCUCAAAAUUAAAAAUAAGGCCCCUCUUUGAUACAUAGCAUUUAGCUGUCAGGUAGUUGUCACUGAAUUUCGAAUAUAGUGAAAAGUCACAUCAAACAUUUUCAUUUUCGAUCAUCGUUUUCAUGAUCGAUCAUUGCUGUCACUUCUGAGUACUCGUGCCCAUCCCUAUUUUUGACACAAGAAAACCUUGACUGACAUUUAUAAGUGAACCUUGGCUUGAUCUCCUCUCUGCUGUUGAGACAUAUCUGGUGGAGAUCUGGUUUGCGCUUGCAGUAUUUGGGUCACGCCAUCCAUGGUCACUGGGCCCCUGGUUGGCAACACCCCAAGAAGUUUUGUCAUGAGGGGCUUCCCUUGUCAAUAAUCUCUCCCCUCCUCCCUUCCUGUUGGCCUGCUGACCAGGAACGCCAUACCUUACUGGAACAAUUAGCAUUUUUAUGGGGUUCUACAUCUAUUUGAAAACCAGUAAUAAAUUCCUAUGUCCCUGCUUGAUAAAGCGGCAUGUCGUCACCAGAUGCAAAGCUGCUGCAACAACCACAAAGUCUGUGACAAUCAGGACAAAUGGAUUCCAGCAUGCAUCAUUUGUGAGUGGUGGAAAUCUACUGCUUUUGGGACAUUUACGAGGGCUGUGAAUCGAUAAAAAAAAAAUAAAUAAAGUAACUAAUUAAUCGAACAGUUUUCUGUGUUUAAGCACGAUUAAUCAUGGUACAUUUAAAACAAACAUUAAAAUCAAAUAUAUUUACUUUUUAUAGUUUUUCUCAAGGAACUUCAAAGUCACUUAUUUUAACUAUUUAAAUAUGUACAUGUUAACAUUUUCAGAAUUAAUAAGACACACUUUAACAGGUAUUAAUCUUUGAUACAAAUAUAUGUAUACAUGCCAUAAAAAACAGUGGACAUGUUGUAAUUAAAUGUUUGGCAAAAUCAUCUGCCGUUUUUCAGUGGACUUUUUUAAUAAUGGGAUCAAAUGGGCAGAUUAAAUUCAUAUCAAGCUUUAUUGGCAAGAUAAAUUUAAAUGUACAUUUCUAAUGCAUUAUUAGACACCAUACAUACUAGGGGUAUAAUCAUGGUUACUAUAUGGAAACUACAGUAUUACUGUUGUAAAACCAUGGUUAAUUGUAUCAAAACCAUGAUUUCUGCAAAGAAAACCAUGGUGACAUCAGUCAUUGUUACUACAAUAUUACUGUAGUAAAACCAUGGUUGAGUUUCGCUGGGUCUUUAAAAACCCUUUUCUCUAAUUAAUCAACAUUUUAACUUAAUACCUGCACUAUUACGCUACAUGGAUUGACAUAAAAUGCAUUUCAAACUCUACUGCACAUACAGUAUAUUCAAUAUUGGAAGCUGUACAUCACUAUAGAAGGAACGUUGCUAUUAAAAUGGAUACGAGGGAUGUUGUGAUGCGGCUUGAGUGUUUUAAUCAUACGCGGAAAUCACACAUCUUCGUCAGCGGAGUAGGGAAAUGUAUCGUUGGCAAUGAACACCCCAAUCGCUUUAGUUAUUGUUUUAUGCCUGUCUGAAUCAUCACCGAGUGCUUGCUUAAAAAAGAAAAGGGAUAGUGUGCAGUUUUGGCUCAUCUGCGGCUCUGUGCGUGCCGUACGCUAUCUUUCCCUGGUGAUUUCGGCGUAAAUUAUAUGUCGAUGUAUUACCCGUAUACGGCACUUGUGUCGAGCAAUGUCUGCAAACAGUGCCUGUUUUGUAAACGUUUUUUGACCAUCGCUGUUGUAACUGACUGAAAAAAGAAAAUGUUUCCAGACAGGGACCUGAAUAACGCAGGGUGUUUCUCUGUCAGCAGCUCGCUUUCUCCACUUGCCAUUUUCAACUACACACAACCCUUGCAGAACAGUGAUGUCAUCAAGUUGACCCACAUGAAACACAGGCGGAGUGUAUCCAUCUACAGAUCUAUUCAGGUGCAUUAGCAGACAUUGUAACUAAAGAACCAAUUUCCUUCGGAAACAGCAAAAUCUGUACAUUAUUCCAAAUUUUUGGCUGCCAGUGUAUAUGUCAAUUUUAGCCACAGGGAGUGAGGAAAAUCAUUAGUGAAAGAAAAAACGGAUACUGCAUUAAUUGCGUAAUUUUUUUUAACGCGUUAAACAGUCAACUAUUAAUCACUAAAAUUAACGUGUUAAAUUUCCCAGCAUUAGUAUUUACACAGUCACUUUGUGUCUGGAUCCAUCAGAUUGCUAUCCGAUUGGAUAUGCACAUUUGAUUUGCACUUUGCCACAAAUGAAUCUCCACAAAAAGGAUAGGCCUAUCAAUCAGUAAAAACGCAUGAAGUAACCAAGUUAUAAUAAAGGCUGAUGCUAUUUGCAUCCUGGUGCAAAUACAUGUAGUUGCUAUUUACACCCCAGUGCAAAUAGUGACAUAUUAUUUUGCCCCCCAACCCUGGUACAUAUAAUGGUCGAUACUAUUUGCAUCCCUAAUUAAAUACCAACAUACAGCAUAGGGGCAUUACUGCAGCGUUUUUAUUGGUUAGGGUCCCACAGACACACCACAUCAACCCUCACUCCUAAACCUAACCUUAACCUUCCUCUGGUGGUGGGGACGUGGUCGAGCGCCGGCUUAUGAAUGGAGAGCGAGAUCGGGAGAUGAGAACGAACAAAAGAGAUGAGCAUCUCCUGAAGAAACGAAAUGUUCCACAGGAAGAGAGUCUGGAAGACUCAGAUGUGGACUCAGACUUCAAAGGGCAAAAUGUAACACUAGAUGCCAUCUUACAGAACGCCACCAGUGAUAAUGCAGUUGUGCAGCUCAGUGCUGUGCAAGCAGCGAGAAAAUUACUCUCGAGUGACAGAAACCCCCCCAUAGACGACUUGAUAAAAUGUGGAAUCCUUCCAAUCUUAGUUAAAUGCCUGGAGAGGGAUGACAAUCCUUCAUUGCAGUUUGAAGCUGCCUGGGCUCUGACUAACAUUGCAUCAGGGACGUCUGCGCAGACACAGGCAGUGGUCAAAUCAAAUGCUGUCCCUUUGUUUUUGAGACUACUUCAGUCACCUCAUCAGAAUGUGUGCGAGCAGGCCGUGUGGGCACUGGGCAACAUCAUCGGUGAUGGGCCUCAGUGUCGAGAUUACGUCAUCUCACUUGGCGUGGUCAAACCUCUCUUGUCAUUUAUUAAUCCUUCCAUCCCCAUAACCUUCCUGAGAAAUGUUACCUGGGUCAUUGUCAACCUGUGCCGGAACAAAGACCCACCCCCACCCAUGGAAACAGUACAAGAGAUUCUUCCUGCCCUUUGUGUACUCAUAUAUCAUACAGAUAUUAAUAUUCUGGUAGACACGGUGUGGGCUCUGUCGUAUCUGACAGAUGGAGGUAACGAGCAGAUUCAGAUGGUUAUAGACUCAGGUGUCGUCCCAUUCCUUGUCCCACUGCUCAGCCACCAAGAGGUCAAAGUUCAGACUGCGGCGCUGAGAGCAGUGGGGAACAUUGUAACAGGGACGGAUGAGCAGACUCAGGUGGUGCUCAACUGUGAUGUCCUCUCUCACUUUCCCAGUUUGCUCACACACCCUAAAGAGAAGAUCAACAAGGAGGCAGUGUGGUUCCUGUCCAAUAUAACAGCAGGUAACCAGCAGCAGGUGCAGGCAGUAAUAGAUGCUGGUCUCAUACCCAUGAUCAUUCACCAGCUCGCCAAGGGUGAUUUUGGAACACAGAAGGAGGCUGCGUGGGCCAUCAGUAACUUGACAAUAAGUGGAAGAAAGGAUCAGGUGGAGUACCUGGUGCAACAAAACGUGAUCCCGCCUUUCUGUAACCUGCUGUCAGUGAAAGACUCUCAGGUGGUCCAGGUGGUCCUUGAUGGAUUGAAAAACAUCCUCAUCAUGGCUGGAGAAGAAGCCAGCACAAUUGCUGAGAUCAUUGAAGAGUGUGGAGGAUUGGAAAAAAUUGAAAACCUACAGCAGCAUGAAAAUGAGGACAUCUAUAAACUUGCAUUUGAAAUCAUUGAUCAGUACUUUUCAGGAGAUGAUAUUGAUGAGGACCCCAGUCUGAUUCCUGAGGCCACCCAAGGAGGCACAUUUAACUUCGAUCCAGCCUCCAACCUACAAACCAAGGAGUUCAAGUUCUAGACAACCGGAACUUUGAACUUAAGAAUGGUGGGUUUCCCAGCUGCUCCUCAACCCUCCGCCACCUACUGACCCAUCAUCUAUCAGCCACUCACUAACAAGAUAAACCAACCAACCAAUCACCAUGCUCUGAAACUACACUCACACAGGAGAAAAUGGCACUGAAGGAUCUGAGUACCUGUCUCAAAUGCCACUCAAGAAAUGGAUGGAUCUCAAUGACCUCAAGACAUGGAAGAGAAAAAGAAAAAGAACAUGACUUGUUCAUUAUACUUAAGUUGCCAAAACAACAGCAAAAAAAAAAAAAAAAAAAGGAAAUAUUUUACUCUUUCUUUCACUCACACUCAUAGGAGAGCAUGAACAGUAAUAGGAACUUCUUUUGAUGUACCAGCCAUCAUAUCAGCCAAGGAAGAAGAAAGAGAGAAUCUUGAAAUUUAAAGGCAGGGAAUUUUCUUUUGCUUUCCAGAAAAUUUCCUUCACUCAAAACAUUGUGCUUCUGGUGAUGAUCUUAGAGUUUUAGACAGACACCCAACUCAAGACAUCCAGCUUCUACUGUGUUAAGCCAUCGGACCCCCCUCCCCCAUUCCUCUUAGAUCUAUGAUCGAGCCUAAAAUGGGUUAUUCCAUGGAAUAUUUUUUAAAUGGGGGAGGGGGUGUCUCUAAAUAUGUGGUGUGCAAACAGAACUGAAACUAUAACCACCAAUUCUUGCUUUUUUCUCAUUAAAUCCUGAAAUUAUGUAUAUGUACAAAACACUGAAGAAAAUGAAGAAAAAAAAAUCACGUCAACAGAUUACACAGAAAACUUUUACUGAAAGUUUGAACAAAGAAAAUCUAAUCUGAGACAGUCAAGCACCCUUAUUUUCAAAGUUUUUCAGCAAUUGUGUAGUGGACAUUCAUUGUGCCGAUCUUUUUGGUUUGCAAAGGGAAUAUCGGACAUUUCCAAGGAGGAACCUAUGUGAUAUGGUCAUCGUCAAUUCGGCCAGGACUUUUAAAGGGCCGCCCCAACCUUUGGAAGUCCUUGGGGAUAAUCUUAACAGGUCUUUCUGCUCAAGAAGGGUGCUCUGGAAGCGCUCAAUGCUCUGGGUUCAUCUUUGCUACUUCCUGUCUGUAACCAUAGUAAUAAGUUCAUUGAGAUAACCCCAAUUGUAACCAGUCGGAAGAUAUUUUCACUAAAUCAGAACAUUUCAGCACUCUGUAGUCAAAAAACCAAGAGAAACUUUGCAACAGUGAUUGGAUUGUGAAUUCUUUUUUUUUCGUUUUGAUCGGUGAAGCUUCCGCUUUGGCAGUUUUUUCAGUCUUACACACUUUUGGGUUUUCCUGUUUUAUUGCUUAUUGUUUUUGGAGAGCGAUGUUCGCUUAAUUUUGACUAUACAAGCAAUGGGAAAAGGAAAUCCAUGACGUUGCUGUUCCUUGUUUGUUUUGUUUGUUUUCAUCUUAAUUUGCUACAACUAAAAAUAAAUUUCUUGUGUAGGUAUAUAAUGAGAAGCUACUACACUUAGAUCCACUAGACAUUGUUCGGAUGCUACAGAACAAUAACAUUGUGAUUAUCGAUUUACAGCCAAUAGGGGUAUUUUUUUUUCUUUGCUCUUUUUGUUUUAACCUUCGUUUUGUAAUGGCAAACGAUUGCCAUCAUUUGGAAAAUGGGCUUUCUUACUGUUGUGACUGGACAAUGUUUUUUUUUUUUUUUUAGUUCUUUUCCCCAUGCAUUCACUUGUAAAGGGUUGUAUGGAGGAAAAUGCAUUUGGACUAAAGUAGUUGUGUUUGGGCCACAAACUGCUGAAAAAGAUGGUAAGGAAGCUACAAGCAGCCCUGAUGAAUUCUGAAUUAGCCAUUUGUUGUUGAACAAAAAGAGAGGAAGAAAACAAGUUUAAAAUUCAUAAACUUACCUAGACGACUAGAAAAACGAGCCACUUUAAAGACUUUAAAGAAGCAUUGCCUUGUAUCAGAAAUGGAUACAAGCUUAUUGCUUGUUGCAAGAUUUUUACUUGCUGAAGAAAUAAAAAGAAUCUAAAAAUCAGCGACAGAUCGCAUUUUGGCCUCUGAUUGUUUGUAUGUUUUUAUAAAUUUUAGAACUGAAUUUCUCUUUAAGGUGGCUCAUCAGUAUUUUUUUCAACUCUUGUGCAUAUUAAAGAUAAAGAAUGAGUUGAAAUUCAUUGUGCCUUUUGUUUUUCAUUUCAAAGCAACUAAAAAAAGGUUCAGAAUACCUACCACGUUGCAUUGGAGCUGCUUAUAAUAUGGGGUCUUUUGGGUGUCAUGUCUGCCUAUCUCUGGACUUUACGAUGAGACGUACUCUGGAGUAGAUAAUAUAAUUCUACUUAAAUUCUCCUCUAGUCUGCUGGCUGACUUGUAAUUGAUCCCUUAACUUCCAUUCUGCACCUUUCACAUUCUUUUCAUAUGGAUCACAAUUGACCACAAUUCUAAACCCACCUAAUCUCCCCCCUUCGCACCUUUCUAUGGUAACGCAUCUUUCACCCAUCACUCCCUCAGGACGUGCUUUAUGUAUCAAUGAACCUAACCAAAAUAAACUUGCUGUUAGCCAUC
Messenger RNA from Myxocyprinus asiaticus (Chinese sucker), 7477 nucleotides. RefSeq names its product importin subunit alpha-4-like. Gene Ontology annotation, molecular function: nuclear import signal receptor activity; protein binding. Bases 3459 to 4943 code for a protein of 494 amino acids. Gene Ontology annotation, biological process: NLS-bearing protein import into nucleus. The record is from RefSeq and is a predicted model, not a curated record. The transcript is spliced from 16 exons. NCBI's taxonomy places the organism in Eukaryota, Metazoa, Chordata, Actinopteri, Cypriniformes, Catostomidae. Gene Ontology annotation, cellular component: nucleoplasm; cytoplasm; nucleus.